GAGGGUAUUGUCAGGCCGCGAGGGAAACGGAGGGAGGCGCGAGCAGGAACCGGCGGGUUGAGGCCGCGCGCCGGGUGCCAGCGCGCCCCUCCCCCUGGGCUGAGGAGCCGCCGGGCCGCGAUGGCGCAGAAGAGGCGCACCAAGGGGCCCGGCCCCUCCCAGGGGGAAGAUCUGGCCGCGGACGAGGACUUCGCGCCGACCCAGAGCGCCAGCCAGGUGCAGCGGAGCCUGGAGAGACUCUCGCCGGCCCAGGUGGAUCAGAAGGUGAGCGAAUUGGUGCAGUACCUGCUGGUCAAGGAUCAGAAGAAAAUCCCCAUCAAACGGGCAGAUAUCCUGAAAAAUGUCAUCAAAGACUACAGAAGCGUCUAUUCUGAGAUCAUUAAGCGAGCUGGCAGGACCCUCCAGCAGGUUUUUGGGCUGCAGCUGGUGGAGAUAGACCCCAAGCAUCACAUCUACAUCCUGGUCAGCAACCUGCCGCGCCUGGAAGUGGAGAACCUGAAACAGGAUGAUUGCACAGCAAAGCUGGGCCUCCUCACCGUCAUCCUCAGCUUCCUCUUCAUGAAGGGCAAUGCUGCUAAAGAAUCUGCUGUGUGGGAGAUGUUGAGGAGACUGCGAGUUGACCCUGGAGUGAGACACGAGGUCUUUGGGGAUGUCAAGAAGUUGGUGACUGAGGAAUUUGUCCGCCAAAAGUACCUGGAAUACAACCGCAUACCCCACACAGAUCCCCCUGAGUUUGAGUUCCAGUGGGGGGCACGGGCUGCCAAGGAGACCUCCAAGAUGCAGAUCCUGCGCUUUGUCGCCAAGAUCCAAAACAAGGACCCCAGGGCCUGGAGCACCCAGUACACUGAGGCGGCAGCUGAGGAGGCAGCCGGGGGGGACCUGUUCCAAGACAUUAGCACCCCUGGAGACACUGGUGGGGCCAGCCAGGGGGCACGGAGGAGGACCCGGUGAGCCUUAUCCACUUCACCCCCAGGUGGUCUGCCCCAUGAUGCCUUGUGAACCAGCAGACCUGCAAAGUAGGGGGAGCUGUGGCCUCUGCCCAUGCUGAGCCUGAUCCAGCACUCGAGGGUCCGCUGUGGCAGCUGAUCUCAGCCCACCUGAGACAUGGCCCAUGGACAAAUGGGUUGUAAAAUGCAGUUUGAUUGUUGUAUAUUGAUUAGUUCAGCUGAAGAAGCCCCUUCUCACCUUUUUGGAGGGGGGCAUGGGCAGCUUGUGUGAACCCCUCCCUCCUGAGUUGCCAUGGAGUGGGUUUCCUCUGCACGCAGGGGCUGGGGCAGAGCUGGGCACUGACAUGACCUCUGAUCCCUGUGAUUCACCCAGGACGGUUCAAAUAAAGUGGAGUAUGUGAUUCUCUGCAGUGGGAUUUUAACUACAGUUUCUGGAGGCCAGGCGCACACUAAGCUCUUGCCUGCUGCCUGUGUGAGAGGGGGUUUGUUUGUAGGAGGGAGCCUAGAUGAGCGUCUCCGGGAAGAUGCUCCAGGCACAAGGCCAGGCUGUUGAGCAGCUCCUUCUGCGAGGGUUGGAGUGCAGCAAGCAGCUUGCCGUAGCAGCCCCUGAACAGCGCUGGUGCUAGUGGCAGGUGAUGGUCAUGGGUAUGUUACCUGAGCCAGGGCUGUGUCUGCAGCUGCUGCAUUCCUCCCUGCCUGCAGUGCCCCGCAGUGGCAAUCACGUAGCCUUGCUGUAUAGUUACGCGGGAGGGCAGGCCCCCCCAUACGCCCCGGUCAUUGGGUGAUCAGCUCAGGCAGCGCUGUGCAUGCUCAGGAUGACUCCCCCCUUGCCAAGUGAUCGGCUCAGGCAGUCUGCAGACCUUGGCAGCGUCACUUGUGCUCAGGGCAGCUCCCCCCUCACUGAGCGAUCGGCUCAGGCUUGCUGCGGGCUGCAAACUGAAAGGCAAGCUCAUGCGGCAAUCUGUGACCUUAGGAGCCUGGGGCCUCGGGCCCUGGCUCCUAUCUAGCCCUGCAGUCCCUGUGAGGAGAACAGCACUGAUCCCACAGCCAUGGUGAAGGAGAGAGCCUGCUUUAAAGGGCACAGAUGGGCACCACACACGCUUCUUUGAGCUCCUGUGUCACAUUGACAUUCUGCACCAAGACCCCGGAGGUAUGGGGUUACACCCACCUUGUUGGCCGGAGCUGUGCCCAAUCCCAUGGCUUUGAGAGGGAGUGUGUCCCUCUUGUGCCUCAGUUUCCCCUCCCCACCUCCUAGUCUAUUUAGACCAUGUUUUCUAGUGUAGGGGCUGUCUUUCAUUAGGGCUCUGACACCCAGCAUGCCAGGAGUCCUGAUCUCAGGCAUGGGGUGUCUGAGGGGCCCUUGAUCUCAGGUGGCGUGUCAGGUGCACCCCUAGUUUAUAAUCUAGGGCCUCCAGGGAUGAUGAUGGGGGUAGCACAGGUGCCAUGCAAGGGUUUGUGGCAGUGCAGUGGGAGGGAGUGUAGUGAGAGUGUUUAGCCCCUGGCAGGAAGGAGCAUAGCCUGGAUUGAGGGGGGCAAAACUGCUGUACCCGGACCCCAAGCUGUGAGGAACGUGCCAGGCCAAGAUCUAAGUGGGGCCAUUUGCUGGACUCCUGGAUAGGCGGGGGUAGGUCCGGUAGCAAGAUCGUUUGAAAGACACAGAACCAUCAUUGAACUGGGAGGAUUGGCUGGAAGUUUGGGGGUAAGAGAGACCUUUUGUCUUUCAAAUCCUAUUUAGCUUGGUAACACUUCGGUAACCAAUUCACUUGUGAUUUAUAAUCACUUAACAGAUAUUGUUCUCUAGUUAAUAAACUUGUUUUAGUGGGUUCAUUAAA
This is a messenger RNA of Mauremys reevesii (Reeves's turtle), 2779 nucleotides long. Its product is annotated as non-structural maintenance of chromosomes element 3 homolog. The coding region runs from base 121 to 951 and encodes 276 amino acids. NCBI's taxonomy places the organism in Eukaryota, Metazoa, Chordata, Testudines, Geoemydidae. Gene Ontology annotation, cellular component: nucleus. The record is from RefSeq and is a predicted model, not a curated record. The transcript is spliced from 10 exons.